AUGGAACCUAGUAGUUCAUCCAUCACAACGAAGGUUGCCCAAUUAAUGAAAAAAGUUUGUUCGUGCGAUUAUCAUUUGAUACCGAGGGUCAGGAACGAGUUUGGAGAAGAUGAGUGCCAAGUCACCAAGUCCAUCAGUAUCACUCCAUCCAUCAUCUCACCAACAGCGCCGGUCCAAGUCGGGGUUGAGGCCCCGAUGAGUCGAUCCACUACUAUAGCAAGGGACAUUCGGAUGAAAAUCAUAGGCGAGUCAUGGGCCAGUGACGAGGAUGCCGAGGACGGCGAUUUGGCCAUUUGGAGGGUUGAUGAAAAUUAUGCGCAAGCGAAUGGCAUCCCCAGGGAUUUAAGGACUGCCGGUUUGGUGCGGCACAACGGGGACUUCUUCGAAGCCACGGUUCAUAUCGAAGCCCGCACAGGAAUGGGCAUGUCUUUGUUCGGUUGGCCGUGGUCCGGGCCUACGCCUCUCGUUGUGUCAAAAAGGUCCAGCUUUGGCAACCGUGUGUUGCCCGGAGAGGUUAGCGCUCUCGAAGAACAGCACUGGCUUCAAUUGACAAAGUUCACGGGACUGAUAGGAAUCAGUUCGAAAGACUAUUUGUUAGAUGACCAAAGCUUGCACACCACAGCACAUUCGCGUCUCAGACACCUCGAAGGAAAUGGUUUGCUGAGGACCGAGACCGAUCCGGACUUUAGUGUCUAUGAAGAAGCACGUUUCAAAUUCAGUGAAGCGGACCGCCUCCUUGAUAGUAUCCAUGGCUCGAUCCAUCCUGGCCGGAACAUCGCAGCUAGAAUAUCUUCACCACGCCCGGUAGACGCACUGCAGACAACGAAGAGCUAA
Molecule: messenger RNA, 834 nt
Organism: Exophiala aquamarina CBS 119918
Lineage: Eukaryota; Fungi; Ascomycota; Eurotiomycetes; Chaetothyriales; Herpotrichiellaceae
Exons: 2
Coding region: 1-834 (277 amino acids)
Source: RefSeq, a predicted model, not a curated record